AUGUCAACAUAUUCUUCUAAUGUUGCUCAUCCACCCUCAACAUCAUCAGCCUACAAUCCCCCGGUGCCUGUAAUCAUAACAGUAAUUUUCCUCCUUUCAUUCUUAUUUGGUUUCUUCACAGUACACUUUUUAAAGUGUCUCCUUGAAUAUAUUGCAAGUAAUAGGAACAUUGAGGCUAACACUGCUGCAGAUGUUGUGGUUGCUGCUGCCCCAGAAGAUACAGCAAAUAAAAGCAAUGGCCUUGAUCCUGAACUAGUACAAGCUUUCCCGACGUUCUAUUAUUCGACCGUCAAAGAGUUUCGUCGCGAAAAGUACGGCCUAGAAUGUGCUAUUUGUUUGGGGGAGUUCGAAGAUGACGAUAUGCUUCGACUUUUGACGAUUUGUUUCCAUGUUUUCCAUAAAGAAUGUGUUGAUCUUUGGCUUGAAUCGAAUAAAACAUGCCCGGUUUGUCGUGGCGAGCUAGACGUGCCUAGGAAAUCGUUAGAGAAAUCUCCUGUGCUGCUUCAGAGUAAUUCCAUGCAUGAAAUUGGGGCAAAUCAAAGUCCUCUACAAAAUGCUGUUUGCAUUGAGAUUAAAGAAGAUAACAAGGAGAAAGCUGAUGAAGCUCAAAGCUCUUCAACCACAAAAGAACAUCACAAGAAACGUGAAGGAGUGGAAAGAUUUUUUAGGUCAAAUUCCACAGGCCACUCCAUAUUUAGAACUAGAGAAGAAGAUGAUAAAUAUACUCUAAGAUUGCUUGACCAUGUCAAAAUAAAAAUUUUAAGGGGACAUAAAGCUGCAAUAAGUUGUAUAUCAUUUAGAGAUUUUACAAGCCCCUUGAAUUCCAAAAAUGCAGCUUCAGGUGAAACAUCAGAGUCACUUCAAGGUGACUUAGAUAAAGUAUAA
Messenger RNA from Gossypium arboreum, 885 nucleotides. RefSeq names its product RING-H2 finger protein ATL29. The record is from RefSeq and is a predicted model, not a curated record. The transcript has a single exon. The coding region runs from base 1 to 885 and encodes 294 amino acids. Lineage: Eukaryota; Viridiplantae; Streptophyta; Magnoliopsida; Malvales; Malvaceae. Gene Ontology annotation, molecular function: zinc ion binding.